Hyla sarda is the source of this 5142-nucleotide messenger RNA. RefSeq names its product complement C3-like. Lineage: Eukaryota; Metazoa; Chordata; Amphibia; Anura; Hylidae. Gene Ontology annotation, cellular component: extracellular region. The record is from RefSeq and is a predicted model, not a curated record. The transcript is spliced from 41 exons. Gene Ontology annotation, molecular function: protein binding; endopeptidase inhibitor activity. The coding region runs from base 138 to 5036 and encodes 1632 amino acids.
UUAGAAAAUGUAAAGGCGUCAAAAUACAUUAAAAAAAAAUUUUGUGAAAGCAGCGAAGCCUCCGGGGCUGCGCAAUACUAUCCUGCGACAUAGUUGUCUCUGAGGAACCUUCACCCUCCGUUGAGCCAGCAUUGGACAUGGCCGCACAGGUUCAGGAAAGAUGCACGUUGAUAACUCCUGGCAUCCUACACGCAGACACUGAUGAAACCAUCAUACUGGACGGACACAACUCUGGAUUUGAGGCUGACAUAAUGGUCCAGGAUUUUCCAGCUAAGAGACAGUUAUUAGCUCAGACAAAGAUCUUGGUCAAUAGUAAUAAUGACUUCUUGGGAACAACAUCAAUAAAUAUUAAAUCUCGAGAUCUUCUGAGCGUACCAAAAAGAAGAUAUUAUGUAUCUGUACUCGUACGUUCCUCACAAUGUGUGUUGGAGAAAGUAGUUCUUGUGACUUUUCACAGUGGAUACAUCUUCAUCCAGACAGACAAGACUAUUUACACCCCAGGAUCUAAAGUUCUCCACCGUAUUUAUCCUCUGAACUACAAGAUGCAGUCAAAAAAACAGACAGUGAUCAUUGAGGUUAAGAACCCAGACGGGAUUGUAACACAAAAUAAUCAAUGGUUUCCUGAUAAUUAUGGCCUCAUCUCGAAAUCUUAUGAGCUGUCUGAACUAGCAAAGCAUGGCACCUGGACUAUCACCGCACGUUAUGACAACACACAAGAGGAGUUCUCUGCACACUUUGAAGUGAAAGAAUAUGUACUACCAAUUUUCGAAGUUACCAUAAUGCCAGAAAAAAGUUUCAUGUACCUAGAUGAUGAACAAUUUUCUGUUACCAUUAAAAGCCAGUACAUUUAUAAGAAGCCAGUUGUUGGUAAAGGCUUUGUUGUCUUUGGAUUAAAGAAAGAUGGGGAAAAGAAAAUUGUUACUGACUCACUGAGGAGGAUUGAGAUUUCAGAAGGAAUAGGCCACGUAAAACUGCAGCGCAAAGACUUAAUAAAAUCUUUCAAGAAUCCAGAGGACUUGCUGCAGUACAAACUCUAUGUUGUGGUGACGGUCAUCACUGACGUAGGCAGUGACUUUGUAGAAGCAGAAUCAGAUGACAUUUACAUAGUUAAAUCACCAUAUAAAAUUGCCUUCUUCAAAACAUCCAAAUAUUUCAAGCCUGGAAUGCCAUUUGAUGUCACGGUUAUGGUCACCAACCCAGAUGGAUCUCCUGCAAAAAGCAUCUUGGUGAAGGAUACCCCAGGUGUCAACCAAGGUAGAACUGAUGAAGAUGGAAUAGCAAGAUUGAAACUAAACACAGCCUUAAACGUAAAAUCUCUGACGAUAAAUGUAAAAACAGCUGUUCCCAACUUGCCUGACCAUUUGCAGGGAUCUGCACAAACAAAAGUGGAGGCAUAUAAAUCAAUAAGUGGACAGGACAAUUACCUACACAUUGGCAUGGCAAAUAAUGUCCUUAAACCAAAAAAACUGAUUUACAUAGACUUUAAUAUCUUGACUGGCAAAGCUGAAGUCCAGAAGCAGAUCAAGCACUUCUCUUACUUGGUCCUAAGCAGAGGCCGGAUAAUGAAAGCGGGCAAGUAUGUUCGUAAGGAGGGCCAACCCCUGGUCAGCAUGCCACUGUUCAUCUCUGAGGAUCUGAUGCCAUCUUUCCGUAUUGUUGCAUAUUACACAAUUAACAAAGAGGGUAUCAAUGAGAUAGUAUCUGACUCUAUAUGGGUGGAUAUAGUGGACAGUUGUAUGGGAACGCUGUCACUGGAAGCCGAAAGAAACAUUGCAAAACCUCAAACGCCAAUAAAAUUAACCCUGAAAGCAAACCAUAAAUCCAGUGUUGGGCUAGUGGUGGUGGACAAAGGUGUUUUUGCAAUAAACAGCAAGCAUAAACUGACUCAACGAAAGGUAUGGGAUACUGUGGAGAAAUCCAACCUUGGAUGUAGCCCUGGAAGUGGUGCUAAUAAUAUGGGCGUAUUUUACGACGCUGGACUUGCUGUACAGACAAAUUUUAAAAUGACCACUACGGAGAGAACUGAUGCAUCAUGUACGGACACUAGAACACGCAAAAAAAGAUCUUCAGCGCUUUUAAUGGAACAAAAAACUCAGAAGGCUUCUACUUACACAGACCUGGAAAAGCAGUGCUGCAGCGAUGGCAUGGCCAGCAACCCGAUGGGCCACAGCUGUGAUCGGCGUGCUCGCCACAUUCAAGAUGGAGACAAGUGUGUGAAGGCUUUCCUGGACUGCUGCAGAUACAUUGAACUGAAACUGAAGACUGAGAGGUUUCAGAAAGAAAAUGAUGACCUAGAUAGAAGUGAAGAUGACUAUGAAUAUUAUCCAGAUGCUGACAUUAUGGUCAGGAGUGAUUUUCCAGAGAGCUGGUUGUGGAGCAUUGUAAAAAUGGAAGAACCGCCUGAUGCAGAGAACAUCUCAACAAAAGUCCUGACGAAUGUCAUCCUUAAGGACUCCAUAACAACAUGGGAACUGCUGGCUGUGAGUCUAUCAGAAGAUAAAGGCAUCUGUGUGGCUAAACCAUAUGAAAUCCAGGCCUUCCAGAGCUUCUUUGUUGACCUAAGACUUCCAUAUUCUGCGGUGAGGAAUGAACAGGUUGAAAUUCGAGCCAUCCUCUACAAUUAUGAAUCAAAAGACUUACAGGUGCGCGUGACCUUUGCUCACAACCCUGAGUUCUGCAGUCUUUCUACAGCCAAAAAGCCAUACGCAAUUGUGGUAAAAGUGAAGAAAAACUCUUCCUUUCCUGUUCCAUUCGUCAUUGUGCCACUCACUUUAGGACAACAUUAUGUUGAGGUGAAGGCUUCAGUGUAUGGAGAAUUUGGGGGAGAUGGUAUCAGGAAGAUGCUGAAAGUGGUGCCAGAAGGUGUUCGUAUGACAACAGUUAUAACAUCAAAAAUACUGGAGCCACAGGCAAGAAAUGGAGAAGAUGUAGUAAAUGUGCCAUCCCUUACCAAUAAGAAUAUUGUUCCAGAUUCAACAACAAGAAUUAUUACCAACAUACAAGGCAUUCCAAUUGCACAAUUUCUUGAAGAUGCCAUAGAUGGUGCAAGUCUAAGUCAUCUUAUUAUUGUCCCAUCUGGUUGUGCGGAACAAAACAUGCAAAGAAUGACUCCAGUCGUCAUUGCUACACACUAUCUUGACAAAACUAACCAGUGGGACCGAAUAGGACUGAAUCGCAGAGAUGAGGCCGUUCAAAAUAUUCAGAAAGGUUACAGCAAUCAACUUGUUCAUCGCGCAAAGGAUGGAUCUUAUGGAUCUUUCACUAGGACAGCCUCUGGCACCUGGCUCACCGCUUAUGUUGUCAAAGUCUUUGCUAUGGCUAAAAGUCUCAUAGACAUGAAUGAUGAUAUUCUGUGCGGCUCCGUUAAGUGGCUCAUCUUGCAGAGGCAGAAGCCAGAUGGGAUGUUUCAGGAGAACAUUCCCCUUUAUGCUCAAUAUGUAAAGGGUGGUCUUGGUGGUUCGACAGACCCUGAUGUUGCGAUGACAGCUUUUGUUAUUAUUAGUCUACUGGAGAGUCAGCAAUACUGUUCCAAGUACUUAAACAAUCUACAGUUCAGUAUUAAUAGAGCCGUAAACUUCAUAGCUGAUAGGUAUCAACACCUGAAGAUACCAUAUUCUGUGGCGAUAACAUCAUAUGCGCUAACUCUGGCUGGCAGACUGAACGACCCAUCCAAGCUAUUAUCUGUAGCAAAAGAUAAAUCUUACUGGGAUUCAGACGGAUCCAAUAUAGUCUCUAUAGAGGCCACAUCAUAUGCUCUCCUUACUCUUCUGAAAAUGGAUGCAAAGGACGCCAUUGAUCCAGUGGUUCGCUGGCUUACCGAGCAACGAUUCUAUGGUGAAACAUACGUAUCAACACAAGCUACAAUAAUGCUAUUUCAAGCACUGGCCCAAUAUCAAUUGGCCAAAGCUGAUCAGGAGGAGCUGAAUAUGGAUGUUACUUUCCAAUUGCCUGGAAGACGAGAAAAUACUAAAUAUCGUAUCAAUGUUGACAAUGUUAAUCGGGCUCGAUCUGAAGAGACAAAUAUAAACAAAGAUUUUGUGGUAAAGGCAAGGGGACGUGGAAAAGCUACAUUAACGGUGAUGGCUGUUUACUAUGAGGCAAAGAUAGAGGCGGAAAAAAAAUGCGAGGACUUUGAUCUUUCGGUCACUGUGGCUAAUGAACCUCUUGGUAGACAUGAUGCUUUGGAGACAAUUUCUAUGAAUAUUUGCUUCAGAUACCGCAAUAAUGUAGAUGCCACCAUGACCAUCAUUGAUGUUUCCAUGAUGACUGGAUUCUCCCCAGAUGAAAAUUACAUGAAAAAUCUUAUGAAUCGAGUGGACAAGUAUAUCUCCUACUUUGAGAUCAACAAAGGGGCUUUCGAUAAAGGAUCUCUAAUCAUCUAUCUGGAUAGGGUCUCUCACACAGAGGAAGAAUGUCUGAAGUUCAAUCUUAACAAAUAUUUAAAUGUGGGAUUUGUCCAACCUGGAUCUGUCACAAUAUAUGAAUAUUAUGCACCAGAACAUCGCUGUCAUAAGUUCUAUCACAGGGAAGAUGACAAAAAAUUCAUUGGUCGCAUCUGUCAUGAGAAUGUGUGUCGGUGUGCUGAAGGAAACUGUUUGAUGAAUCAAGACACAGAAGUUGACACUGCAGUGGAACGAAUGAAGAAAGCCUGUGAUGCUGGAAUGGACUACGCAUACAAAGUGUCCCUUCUUGACUUACAUUAUGAAAAGGACUUUGACAGAUAUGACAUGAAAAUAACGGGGGUGUACAAGAGAGGAGUGGAUGAAGUUGCCGUGGGUAACAGUCGGACCUUUAUCAGCAACAUUAGGUGUCGAGAAAAAUUAAAGUUAAAGAAAGGAGAAGAUUACAUAAUAUUUGGUACAUUCAAGAGCGUGUGGAACCCUAAGGCAUCGGAUUAUACCUAUGUCCUUGGGAGUGAUACUUGGAUCGAGUGGUGGCCAAAUGACAGACAGUGUCAAGACCCUGAGCAUGAAGACCUCUGUAAUGACAUUGCAUUACUUUCGGAUGAACUUGAAGUUGUUGGGUGUCAAAGUUAAUAAUAGCAAACAAAUAAUACAAAUAUUUUAAUAAGCAAUCUGAUCUACAUGCCAUAUUCUGCACAAUUAAAGAAAUAUGUAUUCCGUACGGUCUGGGUAUCUGUUG